Myripristis murdjan (pinecone soldierfish) is the source of this 3489-nucleotide messenger RNA. It is a transcript of the gene ube2kb, whose product is annotated as ubiquitin-conjugating enzyme E2Kb (UBC1 homolog, yeast). Bases 370 to 972 code for a protein of 200 amino acids. Lineage: Eukaryota; Metazoa; Chordata; Actinopteri; Holocentriformes; Holocentridae. The record is from RefSeq and is a predicted model, not a curated record. The transcript is spliced from 7 exons. Gene Ontology annotation, molecular function: protein binding.
CAGAAUGUUAAUCGUUUUUUUUUUAGUAUAGCAGAAAUAUCCUGAACGCAAGUUUAAAAGACACACACACAAACAAACCAGUCCUGUUUCACCGGUGAAGAUUCUGGUUUUGUCCCCUUUAGCGGAGCGCUGUAUGUUUCUGGAGGCUGACGCGGGGCGCUGGCAGUCGACGGCCGCUGCUCGCCGUGUGUUUUCAAAGGAGAGCAGCUUUUUGAAGUGGAAAAGCGAGAGGCAGUGAAAGUGAAAGGGGGAAUCCCUGUGAAAAAAAAAAAAAAACAGCAAGCAGCCACCACAGACAACAGAGAGAGAGGAGGAGGAGGAGGCCUGCUCCAGCUAGGUGUCGCUUCAAGCAGCAGAGAAGACCCAGCCAUGGCUAACAUUGCGGUGCAGAGGAUCAAGCGGGAGUUCAAAGAAGUUCUCAAAAGCGAAGAGACGAGUAAAAACCAGAUAAAAGUAGAUUUGGUGGAUGAGAACUUCACAGAGCUGAGGGGAGAGAUAGCAGGUCCACCCGAUACACCAUAUGAAGGUGGAAGGUAUCAACUUGAAAUAAAAAUCCCAGAAACGUACCCUUUUAACCCACCAAAGGUGCGAUUCAUCACUAAGAUCUGGCAUCCUAACAUCAGUUCUGUGACAGGAGCGAUAUGUCUGGACAUUUUAAAAGACCAGUGGGCAGCUGCUAUGACCCUGCGGACGGUGCUGUUGUCUCUACAGGCUCUCCUCGCUGCAGCAGAACCAGACGACCCACAGGACGCAGUAGUAGCCAACCAGUAUAAGCAGAACCCAGAAAUGUUCAAACAGACAGCAAGGCUGUGGUCUCACGUCUACGCAGGCGCUCCUGUCUCCAGUCCCGACUACACAUGGAAAAUAGACAAACUCUGUGCCAUGGGCUUCGAUAAGAAUGCAGUAAUAGCGGCCUUGUCUUCAAAAUCCUGGGAUGUAGAAACGGCGACAGAACUGCUCCUUAGCAACUGAGAUCCAUCCAGGCUCGAGGAUCCCCAAACUCCCGUCAUCAUAGCAUCAACUCCUCCCCAGUACCAUUCCACCAUUGCCCUCUGUUACUCUGAACCCCCACUUUACCACAGCAGUCUGAGCCUUCUCGUGGGAGGAUUCUCACUUGUUUGUAUGCUCUAAACCCGACACCACCAUCGCCAAUAUGCAUACCACCUUGCUGCCUACUGUCUCUCUCCAUCUGUUCCUCUGUUCAUGAUGCUGCCCUUUUUUCUUUGACUUAUCUUUGCCUCAUACUCUCAGCUGCCACUAAUUACAAAUGUGCCCUUUUACUAUGCCCCAGAAACAAAUGAUUUCCAUCAUGCCUUUUGUGACCCAUCCCCUCCAUCAUUUGGGCUUUUAGCCUUUUUUUCCCUUUGCGUUUAUUUAAACAAAUCCAUGUGUUUCCUGGAAUUGCAAGGAGUCAAAUGUCUGCCACUAGCUGGUAGAGUUAAAAUUUGUAAAAUCAGGGUGAAAUGUAAAGGAAGUCCCACAUACUGCUCUUGCAGUACAUCUGUGUGUAUUCUUUCAGCUAAUGGUUUGUUGUUCAGUUGGACUUGGUAUGGUAUGGACAUUUAAUGCUGUUAAGGUCCUGCUGGAUCAGAAUUGGUUAAAUGAAGAGUGUUUUACUGCAUGAGCAGUAGUGGAUUUCUCCUAAAAUUUUUAUAGAUGCGUCACUCUAACACACACUUGCAAGGGUGUGGAUGUGAGUCUUUUUUUCUAUCUAAUCAGUAGAAUUAGACAAGAACAUACAUUCUCAUACACCUGCACUCAACACAUGCACACAAGAAGAAAGUUAUCUGUAAAUAGAUAUGUGUAAAUUUGAAAAUAAAUGGGGAUAUACUUUUUUUCUUACAUGGCAUUGUAAAACAAAUUAUUUUAAAUAUGAACUAUGCCUAGUUUACAAUUAUAUGGAGAGAUAUCUUUUUAUUAUUUUGUGAUCCAUGAGAUUUCACCCCUGAAUGUCCUUUUUUCUCCUCCCUCCUUAGGAUUGUGAUUUAGGGGUGGUGUAGCAAAUAAUCUGGUCCUAAAUGGCACGGCAGGGGACAACCAGCUCAGGCCCCUGGAAUAUCUCAGUCCUUAACCCCCCCACCCCCUUUUUUCUCUUUUCUGGUGUCUUUUAUUUCUUCUUGCACGUUUUAUGCUGCCUUUAAUUUAGUUUGGCCAAAUGAUGUGGUGAUGGGGUGUCUUUUCAGUUUAGCAUCCCUUUAGUCUGGCAAAAAGGCAGAGGCAGAAAGACUUCUGCUUCUGUGGAAAGAGCCACCUUGAGCCGCUACUCAGCCAGCCACUAAGCAUGUCCAGUUGGUCAUGAUAUCCUUAGGGAACCAAAGGCUUUGCUGUUUAUUUAACUCAAGUAUAUUGCUGGGAAAUCUCAUUCUACUCUGAAGAGAUUCGCCAGGCACCAAGAAUAAAGCUGGAAAAAAAAAAGACUGAUUGUGAAUGUUGUUGAGGAUAUGAGCGAGCAAUGCUGUGAUUUUUUUUUUUUUUUUUUUUUUUGUUAUCCUCUAACCUCAAAGCAAUUGGUUUUGACCAUAGGCACGUUAUUCUCAGCCACAGAAGAAGGUUCAACUCAGCCAUAAUUGGGCCUAAAGUAAAUCAUUAGGAGGGCAAGCAAUUACUGAUCAGUGUCUGGGGAACCUCACUCUUUUCUGCCUUGGUUCAUCCACACAAUCUAACAGGAGGCAAUCAAAACCUUGACCGUAUACAGGUGUAUAGGUGAUAGCCUGUAUAUCCCAGCUACCUUUUCGUACACAGCGUCGAUGAAAUGACAAACAGUUAUGAUGGUUGUCAUUGAAUCAUAUCUUAUGAAUGGUUACAGAGGCUGGAAUUCCUCUGUUCUCUUUAAUAGCAACCAGAUAGCAGGCCUGCACAGUGUUUCUUAGACUUUUAAUUUGAGGUACAUGGACUGUAAAGAUAUGCUUAGCAUACAGAGAAGUGGGGUAUCCAUGCAUCCUCCUCACACAUUGCCUUUUUCAAACUGUCAUCUCUCUGCUUGCCCUUCAGCCCUAUCCCCCCUGGCAAUCCUGCAGCAUACAGUACAAUGUGUUGUGGUGCAGGGGCUGGAAGAUGGCCAUCUUUUCCCCCAGUGACAGUGAGCCGUUUUCAACCAGAGCCAAAUUAAAUGUUCGCAUAGUCAGAGGUAGAAUGCUGACACCAUCUCCUUCACUUGUAAAUAGUCAGGUUCUUAAUGAAGAGCCAUAUCGUUAUCACAAGAGUGCACCAUUGAUGGCUGGAUCUAUAUUUUGUAAGAAAAAGAAUGGACAAAAAAAAGGAAAGAGGCUCCCUUCUCCCUGUCUUCCUGAUGGUCUCACCAUGUACAAUAUUGCACGAUGACAAAGCAUAAAAAAGGGGUUGUUGCAUCUCGGUUUCUGUUUGGAUUGAGACUUAUUUUCCUCUCUUUUGUUUCUCUCUGGAAGCAAGCAUCAGCAGUACAAAGCAUGGUUAUUUAUUGUGACAGUGUCAUGUUUCUUUGAUUAAAAAAAAAAAAAAAAACCUGGAAAA